AAAAAUUCAGUUAAAAAAAAGUUAUUUUUCUUUUUUUCCUCUUUUUAUAUUCCAGGUUGAUUCCACAGAAAUGACCAGCUCAGACAGGAAGGACAAUUUUAUUGGUUUAUAUGUUCUCAGCUACAUACAUCCCUGCUAUAAUUUACAAAAUAGCACGUAUGUAUUUACGAGUAGCCCCUCUUUUGCCUGUGUCUUGUUGUAUAUUCUCCUUGCCUCACUCUCUAUUGUCACAUCAUGUGGAAACCUGCUUGUAAUCACAUCUGUCAUUUAUUUCAAACAGCUCCACACUCCCACUAACUACCUCAUCCUUUCUCUAGCCGUUGCUGAUCUGCUGGUUGGAGUUCUAGUCUUUCCUUUCAGUAUGGCUGUCCCUGUAAGCUCAUGUAUGUAUCGCCAGGGGAUUUUCUGCAAAAUCCGUGACAGCUUUGACAUCACUCUGUGCACAGCUUCCAUUCUGAACCUAUGCUGCAUUUCCAUUGACAGAUACUAUGCUGUGUGUCAGCCUUUGACAUACAGAACAAGUAUCACAGCUCAGGUAACUGCCAUCAUGAUCCUGGUGAGCUGGGGCAUCUCUGUGUUUAUUGGGAUCACCAUUAUAGUUGUUGGAUUUAGUCAAGGCUGGUGUGAGGAGAACUGUUCAAUUGAUGUUGUGGUGGCUAACUCUUUAGGACCAGUUUUCUCAUUUUAUCUUCCUGCAAUCAUAAUGCUCUGCAUUUACUUUAAGAUUUUGCUCGUAGCACAAAAACAGGUGAACAGCAUCCAGAACACCAGCAGCUCAAAGAGUGAAGUUAGUAAGAUGGAGCGAAAGGCCACAAAAACUCUGGCUAUUGUCAUGGGAGUGUUUCUUUUAUGUUUUACUCCUUGUUUUAUUUGUGUUGUUUUUCAGCCUUUGUUUGUCACCCCUCCCCAGAUCCCUGUGAUUGAAACACUAAACUGGCUCGCACUUUCAAACUCAAUGCUGAACCCUUUAAUCUAUGCCUUCUUCUACAGCUGGUUCAGGUCAGCUUUCAGAAUCAUAAUGUCUGGAAAGAUCUUUCAAAGUUACUCAGCUAGUGCACAAUUAUUCUGA
This is a messenger RNA of Oryzias latipes (Japanese medaka), 1069 nucleotides long. Its product is annotated as trace amine-associated receptor 1-like. Gene Ontology annotation, biological process: G protein-coupled receptor signaling pathway. Gene Ontology annotation, cellular component: membrane. The record is from RefSeq and is a predicted model, not a curated record. Gene Ontology annotation, molecular function: trace-amine receptor activity. Lineage: Eukaryota; Metazoa; Chordata; Actinopteri; Beloniformes; Adrianichthyidae.